Plectropomus leopardus (leopard coralgrouper) is the source of this 391-nucleotide messenger RNA. The record is from RefSeq and is a predicted model, not a curated record. NCBI's taxonomy places the organism in Eukaryota, Metazoa, Chordata, Actinopteri, Perciformes, Serranidae.
AUGGGAGGUGACAGCGUGGACCGGCUGCUCGGCGUCCUGCGGCGUCGGCAUACAGACCAGGAGUGUGUUUUGCAUGCGUCUGCUCUCAGUGGACCAGCAGGAUAUUCUGACUGUUUCAGAGGACGAGUGCAGGGAGUUCAAACCCGCCAUCCUGCAGCCCUGCAACCAGGUGGACUGUCCUCCAGCCUGGGAGACCGAACCCUGGCAGCAGUGUUCCCAGUCCUGUGGGGGCGGAGUCCAGGUGCGGAAGGUCUACUGUAAGCAGCUCCUGUCCACAGGGGCCUACAGGAGGCUGGGGGACAGGUCCUGCUGGGGGGCCAAACCUGCCACUAACAGAGGCUGCAGCACCACUGACUGUCUGCCCUACUUGGCAGGAGGAGAAUGGGGAAAG